Molecule: messenger RNA, 12309 nt
Organism: Salvelinus fontinalis (brook trout)
Lineage: Eukaryota; Metazoa; Chordata; Actinopteri; Salmoniformes; Salmonidae
Product: gastrula zinc finger protein XlCGF48.2-like
Exons: 3
Coding region: 8930-10423 (497 amino acids)
Biological process (GO): regulation of transcription by RNA polymerase II
Cellular component (GO): nucleus
Molecular function (GO): RNA polymerase II cis-regulatory region sequence-specific DNA binding; DNA-binding transcription activator activity, RNA polymerase II-specific
Source: RefSeq, a predicted model, not a curated record
AUUUGCUUUAUUGGCAUGACGUCACAAUGUACAUAUUGCCAAAGCUUAUUUACAAUAUAAAAAUGAUUUUUUUAGCAGGCGAAACCCCGAGGACAAACCAUUCAGAUUUUUUUUUUUUUUGAGGUCACACUCUUUUCAAUGAGUUUUCAUUGGGAAACCAGAUUUCUAAGGGACAUGCUUGCAGUUCCUACCGCUUCCACUGGAUGUCAACAGUCUUGAGAAAUUGGUUGAGGUUAUUCCUUUGUGUAAUGAAGAAGUACAGCCAUCUUGAAAGAGAGUCACUCCACGUGUCCUGUUUGUUAGAGGCGCGAGACCAGAAGGCUAGUUAUAGUUGGUUUUAAUCCUGUAUUGAACACAGAUCAUCCCGUCUCUAAUUUGACCGAUUAUUAACGUUAAAAAGUACCUAAAGUUGUAUUACAAAAGUAGUUUGAAAUGUUUUGGCAAAGUUUACAGGUAACCUUUGAGAUAUUUUGUCGUCACGUUUGAGCAAGUUGGAACCUGUGUUUUUCUGGAUGAAACGCGCCAAAUAAAUGGACAUUUUGGAUAUAUAUCGACGGAAUUAAUCGAACAAAAGGACCAUUUGUGAUGUUUAUGGGACAUAUUGGAGUGCCAACAGAAGCUCGUCAAAGGUAAGGCAUGAAUUAUAUUUUUAUUUCUGCGUUUUGUGUUGCAUCUGCAGGGUUGAAUAUGCUUAUCUCUCUUUGUUUACAAUGGUGCUAUCCUCAGAUAAUAGCAUCGUAUGCUUUCGCCGAAAAGCCUAUUUGAAUUCUGACAUGUUGGCUGGAUUCACAACCAGUGUAGCUUUAAUUUGGUAUCUUUCAUGUGUGAUUUAAUGAAAGUUUGAUUUUAUAGUAAUUUUCAUAGUUAUUCAUUUUAAUUUGGCGCUCUGCAUUUUCUCAGGCUUUUUGCCAAGUGAGACAGUAGCGUCCCGCCUAAACUCAGAUUUUUGGAUAUAAAUAUGAACUUUACCGAAUAAAACAUACAUGUAUUGUGUAACAUGAAGUCCUAGGAGUGUCAUCUGAUGAAGAUCAUCAAAGGUUAGUGAUUCAUUUUAUCUCUAUUUCUGCUUUUUGUUACUGCUCUCUUUGGCUGGAAAAAUGGCUGUCUUUUUCUGUGACUUGGCUCAUACCUAACAAUCGUUUGGUGUGCUUUCGUCGUAAAACCUUUUUGAAAUCGGACACUUUGGCUGUAUUUACAAGUGUAGCUUUAAAAUGGUGUAAAGUACUUGUAUGUUUGAGGAAUUUAAAUUAUGGGAUUUCUGUUGUUUUGAAUUUGGCGCCCUGCAGUUUCACUGGCUGUUGACGAGGUGGGACGCUACCGUCCCACAUACCCUUAAGGCAAUUAAAGCACUGUUUUCUUUCGUGUGGUAAGGCUCUCCAAUCAAUUAUUUUUCACGAGUGCCUAGGGUUCAUGAAAACGUAGCCUACCUCAAAAUACCUGUGUCGUUAUUCAAAAUGUUAAUUGAAGGCCUAUGUCCUCAUAGUUUGGGGGGGGGGGGGUGACAUUUUUUAGACCCAAGCUAUAAGCUUCUGUAGCGCCGAACCUACCAAGUUGAUUUAUGCUCUAUAGAAUGUUUUAAUUAUAUGCCCAGCCUUUUCUCAGUUUAUCUUUUUUUAUUUUUACAGUUUAUAGCAUGUUAAAUAUGAUCUAUUAUUGGGAGCCUCUGUCAGCAAUACCCACAUUCAUUUAUAACUGUCAAUUUAGUGUUAGUUUCUUUCAAUUUGUAGCCUACAUUUCAUAUUGUUCCAUUGCCAUUCCGUUAACUUUUCUUUCCUCUGUCACAUCCUUGUAAGUUGUUCCAGAGAGUCGCUAGCAUUAGUGGAUCAUAUUAGGCUAACGUUGUGCAAUAAUUUGGGACAUGUAGCCUAUUUGAAUCAUUAUGUAACUCAGACCACACGUAGCAGUUUAUACCUGGAGCCUGGUGCACAGUUCAUGAUUACUGGACCAGACAUUAGGCUACAAUUCCAUGAUUAGUGAGGGAUAACGUAUUUAUAGGAAUAUUGUUGAACCCCGAUUGUACAAUUUUCUCACCUUCCAAUAUCUUAAUCGAUUUAACUUGAAUAUGGCAACUUUCAGGAUGAAUCCAACCACUGUAUUUUUGAUUCAUUCAUAUUUUGUGUGUCAAGGCUCUCCAAACCAUUUUUUUGUGAUUCAUAAAUACUUUCCUUACCCUGAAAAUAAUCUACAAGAUCAGAGUAUUUUUUAAAUCUACUAAUUGGUGCUGAAAUGGAGGCGAAUAUGUAUACAUUUAGAUGGCUUUCUUUCAUUUAUCACUAAUAAUUUGAACCCGUUCUCUCGAUAUAUUCUAACGAGUCUGUUAAAUAAAAAAAUAUAUAAACAUGUUGGAUUACAUAUUGAAAAUGGUUACGCAGCAUUGAUGUACUGAGCUGUCGGUUUGAUUGAGGCUUCAGAAGUGCAUAGGAAAGGCGUACAUUUCCUAAGUCUAAAUCAGCCCUCAUUGAGUUUCUACGUCAUCAGAUGGUGUAUUAGCCCAAAUCCAUAUUUUAUCAAUAAGAUGUCCCUACUGUUGGUGAGUGCAUCUGUCAUUUCAAAUGGCAUUGUGAUUACAUGAAUGAAGAAUGAAAUCAAAUAAAUCGUAAAUGCAACAUGUAAAGUGUUGGUCCCAGGUUUCAUGAGCUGAAAUAAAAGAUCCCAGAAAUGUUCCAUAUGCACAAAAAGCUUAUUUCUCUCAUUCUGCGCACAAAUUUGUUUACACCCCUGUUAGUGAGCUUUUAUCCUUUGCCAAGAUAAUCCAUCCACCUGACAGGUGUGGCAUAUCAAGAAGCUGAUUAAACAGCAUGAUCAUUACACAGGUGCACCUUAUGCUGGGGACAAUAAAAGGCCACUAAAAUGUGCAGUUUUGUCACACAACACAAUGCCACAGAUGUCUCAAGUUUUGAGGGAGCGUGCAAUUGGCAUGCUGACUGCAGGAAUGUCCACCAGAGCUGUUGCAAGAGAAAUUAAUGUUUGUUUCUCUACCAUGGGCUCCUGAGUGGAGCAGUCGUCUAAGGCACUGCAUCUCAGUGCUUGGUGUCACUACAGACGCCCUGGUUCGAAUCCAGGCUGUAUCACAACUGGCCGUGAUUGGGAGUCCCAUAGGGCAGCGCACAAUUAUUCCAGGUUUGGCGGUUUAGGCUGUCAUUGUAAAUAAUAAUUUGUUCUUAACUGACUUGCCUAGUUAAAUAAAUAAAUUUAAAUAUAAAACCUCUAAACUUGUUUUAAAUAAUUUGGCAGUACAUUCAACUGGCCUCACAACCGCAGACCACGUGUAACCACGCCAGCCCAGGACCACCACAUCCGGCUUCUUCACCUGCGGGAUCGUCUAAGACCAGCCACCUGGACAGCUGAUGCAACUGGGUUUGCACAACCGAAUAAUUUCUGAAGAACUGACAGAAACCGUCUCAGGGAAACUCAUAUGAGUGUUCGUCGUCCUCACCAGGGUCUUGACCUGACCGCAGUUUGGCGUCAUAACCGACUCCAGUGGGCAAAUGCUCACCUUAGAUGGCUACUGGCAUGCUGGAGAAAUGUGCUCUUCACGGAUGAAUCCCGGUUUCAACUGUACUGGGCAGAUGGCAGACAGCAUGUAUGGCGUCACCUCAUGGUGGCGGUGUGGUUGUGGUAUGGGCAGGCAUAAACUACGAACACAGUUGCAUUUUAUCGAUGGCAAUUUGAAUGCACAGAAUAAGAGACUAAUGAACAGUGUACACAGUCUAGGCAAGAAACAGAGCCCAUGCAUUUUUUGCGACUUUCAAAUCAUCAGACAAUAGUCACAUCAUGCAGCCAAUGUUUUUAUUUGUAAGUCAUUCUAAAGUUCAUCACAACUAAAGCAGCAAAUAAAUGAAGUGUAUAGGACAGGUUUCAAAUGAUCACUUUUUACAUUCAACACAGAAUAGCCGCUCCAUGGUGCACUCGCUCGGCAAUCAUUAGAUAAAAAUAUCCUUUCUAUUUUAUUCAGCUAUGUUCACUUAUUCUUCUCACUAUAAAGUUAUAUAUAAUAAAAGAAUGGCACAACAAUUAUAAGCAUAUCUUGUCUGCUGUAAAUGAACUAGCCUACAGCCUAGGCUGCCGUUGGCAUGGCAUAGCCAGAUCAGUAAAAUACAGUGGGCCUCAGAAUAUGAAGUUAUGUUCUGAAAUACCCAUUUAGCCAUGGGGCGUAGAGACAAUGUUGCAGUUUUAAAGGAUGUUUGCUGCUUUUCUACAAAUUUUGCCAUAGGGUAGAGAGAACUAUUUGCAGUUUUGAAUAUAUCUGAGUGAAUGACUAACAAAAAUAAAUGUGAACCCUGUUGGUAAUUUGACAAUGAUUACUACAAGUUUAGAUAGCUAGACUAAUUUAACAAUCUAAAAAAAAAAUAGCUGACUAAUUGAGGAAAACAGUUGAUCCAACCAAAAUGUGAACUUUAACCUUUGUGUAUUCUACUAUAAUAACUCUCAACAUUAUGUUGAGACCCGCCUGGGGGGGGUUAACGGCAGGCCUACAAAAUUGGGUCUGCCAAUUGCCCAUCCUUGGACUACUAAAUAUACUUACACAUAUCCACACAAAUGGUAAACACUCCAUGUUUAAAAUGUGUUUUAUCUGUGUUAUGCAUGUGUACAGUCGUGGCCAAAAGUUUUGCGAAUGACCAAAUAUUAAUUUCCACAAAGUUUGCUGCUUCGGUGUCUUUAGAUAUUUUUGUCAGAUGUUACUAUGGAAUAGUGAAGUAUAAUUACAAGCAUUUUAUACGUGUCAACGGCUUUUAUUGACAAUUACAUGAAGUUGAUGCAAAGAGUCAAUAUUUGCAGGGUUGACCCUUCUUUUUCAAGACAUCUGCAAUCCGCCCUGGCAUGCUGUCAAUUAACUUCUGGGCCACAUCUUGACUGAUGGCAGCCCAUUCUUGCAUGAUCAAUGCUUGGAGUUUGUCAGAAUUUGUGGGUUUUUGUUUGUCCACCCGCCUUAAUGGGAUUAAGGUCUGGGGAGUUAAUUGGCCAUGGACCCAAAAUAUUGAUGUUUUUCCCCGAGCCACUUAGUCCUUCAUGCUGGAAAAGGCAUUGUUCGUCGCCAAACUUUUCCUGGAUGGUUGGUACCAUUCUUUAUUCAUGGCUGUGUUCUAAGGCAAAAUUGUGAGUGAGCCCACUCCCUUGGCUGAGAAGCAACCCCACACAUGAAUGGUCUCAGGAUGCUUUACUGUUGGCAUGACACAGGACUGAUGGUAGCGCUCACCUUGUCUUCUCCGGACAAGUUUUUUUCCGGAUUCCCCAAACAAUCAGAAAGGGGAUUCAUCAGAAAAAAUGACUUUAUCCCAGUCCUCAGCAGUCCAAUCACUGUACCUUUUGCAGAAUAUCAGUCAGUCCCAGAUGUUUUUCCCUUAGAUAAGUGGCUUCUUUGCUGCCCUUCUUUGACACUAGGCCAUCCUCCAAAAGUCUUCUCCUCACUGUGCGUGCAGAUGCACUCACACCUGCCUGCUGCCAUUCCUGAGCAAGCUCUGUACUGGUGGUGCCCCGAUCCCGCAGCUCAAUCAACUUUAGGAGACGGUCCUGGCGCUUGCUGGACUUUCUUGGGCACCCUGAAACCUUCUUCACAACAAUUGAACCGCUCUCCUUGAAGUUCUUGAUGAUCCGAUAAAUGGUUGAUUUAGGUGCAAUCUUAUUGGCAGCAAUAUCCUUGCCUGUGAAGCACUUUUUGUGCAAAGCAAUGAUGACAGCACGUGUUUCCUUGAUGGUUGACAGAGGAAGAACAAUGAUUCCAAGCACCACCCUCCGUUUGAAGCUUCCAGUCUGUUAUUCAAACUCAAUCAGCAUGACAGAGUGAUCUCCAGCCUUGUCCUCGUCAACACUCACACCUGUGUUAACGAGAGAAUCACUGACAUGAUGUCAGCUGGUCCUUUUGUGGCAGGGCUGAAAUGCAGUGGAAAUGUUUUUGGGGGAUUCAGUUAAUUUGCAUGGCAAAGAGGGACUUUGCAAUUCAUCUGAUCACUCUUCAUAACAUUCUGGCGUAUAUGCAAAUUGCCAUCAUACAAACUAAGGCAGCAGACUUUGUGAAAAUGUAUAUUUGUGUCAUUCUCAACUUUUGACCACGACUGUACAUGCCUGAGGGAGUGUAUGUCUGUGCAAUCUGUAUCACUCUUCCAGGAGGAAGAGGAGGUGCUGCUGGUGAAGAAGGAGGGGUGAUAUGCUUACUUAGGGUCCUUGUUCAACAAUGUAGAGUUAAAGAUUAUAUUUUUUUAAUGAAACAUUGGAAUAGUGACACAAGGUAUAUUACACAGUGAAUAACAAUAAUGAUUAAAUAUAACAUAGCUAUAUACAGGGAGUACCUAGUCGAUGUGCCUAUGUACAAAUAGGCAGGGUUAAAUUGACUAGGCAACAGCCUAAAUAAUAAACAGUAGCAGCAGCGGGUAACGUUAGCCAUUCGAUUCGCUAUUUAACAGUCUUGUUUAGCAGUCUUAUGGUUUGUGGGUAGAAGCUGCGAUAGACUUAAUUCGAAGUUUUUAUGAGCAUUUAUGUACGCUUGUUCUCAUGUUGUAUGUUUGGUCUCGUCGCCUUCGCUCCUCUGUGCUGUGUGCACCUUCCCAUUUAGCCUACACCAGAGAUUUGUAUAUAAUGACGAGAUGCACGUCUCCGUCCUAAUAAUGGGAGUCGUUGUCCCAAAGGCCGCAAUGCAGUCGACAAACCCCAAAAUAAGCCCAUAGAAACACAUUGGCCUUAUUUUGGACAUAUUUUAGCAAGUGAAAUCUCUCGUUUCGCCUGUUCCUCUUUGGUUUACACGCACACCAAACCUCUUCCCUGCCUUUCACGUUAACAAAGUUGAGAGAUCACAUCUUUCUCUCUGACAAGCGAGUUCAACUCUCCAUUUGAAUUUGUUUGGUCGACCAGAAUCGGUCAUAUGUACACCAAAACACAUUGAGACAUUUAUUAUACUGUAAUAGAGGAGAAGGAGGAGGAGGAGGAGAAGUUAACUUUUCAAAACGACACCCUUUUUAAUGUCUCAACUAUACUAAUUGCGUCCAGAGCAGACACUACUAAAACAAGAGUAUCAAUGAACUUUGAUUCUGGGAAAUGAAUGUUGAGUUUGGGGUACCGCUAACAAUAUUUUAGCCGAAGACCGUUAUAGUUCCUGUCUAGUCUGUUUUAUAAAUGUGUAAUAAGCAUAAAACACAAUUAUAUAAGGAAUUAGCAACUGUUCUUCUAUAAGGAAUUGGCAACUGUUCCAAUUCACCUUUCUGCGGGACAAUUGCCUAAAUACACUGGAGUUGCUUACCAAGACGUCAUUAAAUGUUCCUGAGUGGCCAAGUUCCAGUUUUGACUUAAAUCAGCUUGAAAAUACUUGACAAUGGUUAUAUAGCAAUGAUCAACAACCAACUUGACAGAGCUUGAAGAAUUUAAAAAACAAUAAUGAGCAAAUAUUGUACAAUCCAUGUGUGCACAGUUCUUAGAGACUUACCCAGAAAGACUCUACAAUGUAUUGACUCAGGGGGUUGAAUACUUAUUUCAUCAAGAUAAACAAUAAUAUAUCUUCCAUUUAUAAAAAUAAAAAAAAAUCACAUUUUUAUUCCACUUUGGCCGAGUAUUUUGUGAGAUCGUUGACAAAUAAUGAUAAUUAAAUCCAUUUGAAUCCCACUUUGUAACACAUCAUAAUGUGUAAAAAGUCAAGGAGUGUAAAUACUUUCUGAAGGCACUGUAGCUCAAUAUUUGAAUUAUUAAUUGUAGUCUUUUUUGCUCAUCUUCAUCAAGGGUGAUAAUAGUUAUGGAGGUGACUACAUAUACAGAACAUAAUAUAGGGUCCACAAACUCAAGUCUGGACCUCGAAGCCAGUUCCAAUGUACUUUGUCAUUGUUACCCUCUAAAUCAGGGACAAAUUUAGACCUGGGACACCAAGUGUGUGCAAUUAAUUAUCAGGUAGAACAGAAAACCAGGCUCCAGGCCUCAUAGGGUAAGAGUUAAAGAGCGACAGCCUUUAAAAAGCAAUGAAUCCCUUUGAAAACGGGUCAGAAACCGUUAUUCUAGUGUGAAAAUGGACUACAAAGUGUAAAUAGGAUGCUUUUGGUCAUAAAGUCAGUCUCUUCUAAAACGGAGUUUGGAACAUCCGUGCAUCACAACGGGUAAAUGAAGGUUGGGUUUUGAUUUGACAAUGUCCAUUUGCUCACUAACACGGGGUGAACAUCUGCAGUGGCUGUGCUCUAUCCAAUAGCAUAGACGGUGAGACAGACCUGCCCAUCAGCUCCUUAAUGUAAAAUUGUGCAACUAAAACCCCCUCGGCAAAAACGUCAAAAUGAAUGAAAGAUUUUAGUUAUCUUAGUUAGAUUCAUUAUGGGGAUUUUGAGGACGUGAAUUAGGAUCCUGCGUCUACAGUGUUUCAUGGGGGCUAAUCAUUAACCAAAUGCGGAAUCGGUGAGGAAACACACCUCUAAGACUGAAAUCUCUUUUUUUUUAAUGAGCAACAGAAAAACACACGUGCCAAUCAGCUUGUUCAGUGGCUCUGUAAAUACCGCUGAUGUUGGGUAUCAAUAUUUACCUUACUGAGGUGAUGUAGUUGGAAUAAAGUAAUAAUAUUAUUUUCUACUCUAUUCUUGUUAACACACUGUUCUUUCUAAACAAGUCUGCUCUCAGCUUGAAAGAUACUGACCAUGAAUAUGAGAUUUGAUGUGUCAUGUAAUAAGCAGUAACGUAAUUCAAAGAACAGCGCGUAUACGUUAUUCAUUUAAAGACGCCAUUUUGAGCCAUGACCCCGACCAAUUAGAUCCGUUCUCUUCAGUGUAAACGGAAGUGAACAUUGACCAACAACAAUUUCGUACCUUAGUGUUUUUAUUGUUGUUAUUUAGACGUUUAUUAACACCCUGGAACUCAGAAUAUGACUAAUUUAACUGCAUAGCCUCACAUACUUACACCCAGGUAGUAUUUAAUUCGCGUUGGAGACAGAACUUGGUUGGUAGAUAGUAAUGCUAGCUAGCUGCUAACAAUGGCUAAAUGUAUGGUUUUUCACACUCAAAUAGCCUCCAUUAUGGAGGUGCUAGCGAAUGCAGCCGUUGCAGAGAUCUGUAAACUCGUAGACGACGACUAUGCAGUGUUUCGUUUGGAAAUAACUCAAAGCCAGAAAGAAAACAGGGCAUUGCGGAGGAAAGUACAGCUACAAGAACUGAAGGUUGCACGGGAGCGCGCAGAGAGGACAACUCGAGAGCGCGUCCUCGCUAGUCGUCCCAGUAGUGUCAAAAUCCUCGACCGGUACAGAGGAAUGGCAAGAGGUGAAGGACAUCUCACUGGAGGCCACAGGAGCUUUGUGAAGCCAGUAGGACACAACGUGUGGAGAGAUGACCAACCAAUAGCUAUAGAUGAGGGCAGGGGAACCUCCACCCAGCAUGUUAUCGUGAAAGCGUCUGCAGAUGCAGAGGCUGCAGGUCCUGGGUUCAAGCUGGAAAGGUAUGAAGGAAAGGAGGACCCACCACACAGCAGAGACAUCCAGACUGGAGUGCUUGCUGUAGCUACGGAGGUCCCCACCCUCGCCCCAGCAUUGCCCAGGGCCCAAUGCAGCAUCACGGAGGUCAGUGGAACGCUGAACACCGUCCUCAAGUCAGAGACAGACACUGAGACUUUAACGGUGGUGGAGCGACUGGGCGGUCCUCCUGCUCCCCGCUCAGAGUAUUUAGUUUACGGGAGCCCGAGGACGGUUCUGUUCCAUCAGGACUCAGGUGAUGCGUUACAGACUGGCAAUGAUCCGUCCUGUUCAUACGCUACAGACACAGAGAUGAUACCUGGUGACAUGCCUGUGGGCUUAGAUACACAGACUAAUUCAAUGAGAGGGGACUGGAACCGGUACAGUAGUAGUGUCUACUCUGAAAUGUGUCUAGAUAAAAAAGGGGAGGGUCUGGUCAUAGAUGAAGUGACUGUGAAAGUGGAGGGUGACAUUCCUCUGACAUGGAAUGCAGACGAGACUCACUUAGGAGAAGGACACUCUCAGGAAAACAAGAGUGACUUCUUAGACUACAGGGAAAGCUUAGAGCCAAAUCCAAAUAUCGCAACCCACUCCCCUUUACACACGCUCAAGGAUCGCGACCCAGUGUCCACGUCUAUGGCACCUUCCGAUUCACACAACCGUGCCCUUUUCGAUCAGGUAUUGAACUCAAACGACAGGGCUAGAGCCCAGGCUCAGGGAGGGGGAGCAACAUCAGGCGGUAAUAAGGAGAAACGGUUCUUCUGCAUGUUCUGUAACAAAGGCUUCAACUGCCCUCAGAAGGUGGAGAUUCAUCAGAGGGUCCACAUAGGGGUGAAACCCUUCAGCUGUACCCAGUGUCACAUGCGCUUCUCCCUGGCUUGGAACCUGAAGAUCCACCAGAGGGUCCACACAGGGGAGAAACCUUACAGCUGUACCCAGUGUCACAUGCGCUUCUCCCACUCGUCCAGCCUGAAGAGGCACCAGAGGAUCCACACAGGGAAGAAACAAUUCAGCUGCCCCUAGUGUGGGAAGAUGUUCUCCCACCAGAACCAGCUGAUGAUGCACUUGAAGUUUCACACAGGAGAAAGGUUGUGGGAAGAGGUUCUCAGAGGAGCUACCUCAGGAUACAUAAGCAGAAAAAACAUUUCACUCUAUAAUAUAGAAAAGUAACCAUUUCACUUGAUAGCUUCUGACAUUUAGAUCAAACCUUGCAUUAAAGACAGAGAUACAUUUUCAUUUGGAAUAACAAGAGUAACAGAUUUCAGUGUUGAAUAUUCCUGUGUAGAAUAUUGCAUUGAGACAGUGGCCUUGUCCGAAUACCCAUACUAGCCAUAAUACCCAAACUGCAUACUAAUUUCGGCAUUGGAUCUAGUAGAAUUCACUCACCUUUUCCCACUCACGUGUUUGACAACACCUGAUCAUCAGAUAAAUUAAUGCUCUGUUCCAAAAUGAACAAAUGGCGGGAGUCUACAUAAUCACACAAUAGAUGAUGCAUUCGGUGUACUAUUUUCAACAUUUCAUAUACUAUAGAAUUGUAUUUUUCGGGAUACUAUUUAUUACGCUACUAUGGAUUCGGACACGGCCAUUGUGUGAUAUAAGGCAUAUAUAAGCGUAAAAAGUCUGUUACAUAUCGUGUUUGUACUGUGUAGGCUAUAUGAUGUUCACAAAUGCCUAUUUCAUUACUUCCAUUCAACUAAUUGAUUUUUUUCCCAAGACACUUUUCAAUUAGAAAAAUAAUGCAGUUUGUCAAAUUCAUGCAGAUUUUUGGUUGAGACAUUACAUUUGAGAUUUUGGGUCAUUUUAGCAGAUGCGCUUAUAUAGAGCGACUUACAAUUUUUGCAUUCAUCUUAAGAAAGCUGGGUGAGACAACCACAUAACACAGUCAUAGCAAGUACAUUUUCCCUCAUUAAAAAGUACUUAUCAGCAACGUUCGGGCAGGGACUCUUCUGUCUUAGCUUCAGGGGGAAGCUGGUUCCACCAUUGGGGUACUAGCACAGAGAAGAGCUUUGACUGGGCUGAGAAGGAGCUGAUCCCUCGUAGGGGUGGGACAGCCAAGAGACCAGAGGAGGCAGAAUAGAGUGCUCGGGUUGGGGUGUUGGGUUUGAGCAUAGCCUGAAGGUAGGAAAGGGCAGUUCCCCUUGCUGCUCUGUAGGCAAGCACCAUGGUCUUGUAGUGGAUGCAAGUUUUGACUGGAAGCCAGUGGAGUGUGCCGAGGAGCGGGGUGACAUGGAAGAAUUUAGGAAGGUUGAACACCAGGCGGGCUGCGGCAUUUUGAAUAAGUUGCAGGGGUUUGAUGGCACGAGCAGGGAACCGAGCCAACAGAGUUGCUGUAGACUAGACCAGGGUUUCCCAAACUCGGUCCUGGGGACCCCCCUGGGUGCACGUUUUGGUUUUUGCCCUAGCACUACAAAGCUGAUGAUGAGUUGGUUUAUUUGAAUCAAGUUUUGUAGUGCUAGGUCAAAAACCAAAACGUGCACCUGGGGGGGGGGGCGGGGGGGGAGUUGGAAAACCCUGGUCUAGAAUGGAGAUGACAAGCGCCUGGAUUAGGACCUGCGCCGCUUCCUGUAUGAGGAAGGGUCGUACUCUACGGCUGGAGUGAGUCACUGCUUUGAUUUUUGCCGAAAAUGACAGGGUGUUGUCCAGGGUCACGCCAAGGUUCUUUGCACUCUGGGAGGGGGCAACAGUGGAGAUGUCAAUCGUGAUGGAGAGGUCUUGGAGCGGGCAGGCUUUCUACGGCAGGAAGAGCAGCAACAUCUUGUUGAGCUUGAGGUGGUGGGCCGACAUCCAAGUUGAGAUUUCUGCCAGACACACAGAGAUGCGUGUGUAUGUGCGGUUUUCAUAUAUGUUGUAUUUAACUCUCGUUUAUGUUUAAUAAACAUAAAAUGGGACUUUUCAGUCUAAGACUUUCA